AUGGUCGUCAAGAACCAAUUAGUCGUCUUUGAUUUUGACUGGUCCUUCGCAGGUCAGUAAGCUCUGAAUCUUAGCUUUCCGGCACACAUCUAACUGUAGUCCAGCUCGUGCUCGCCUUCAACAGAUCAGGACACGGAUCGAUAUGUGCUCGAAGUGCUCGAUCCCAAGUUGCGAGUAAGCUUGAGGGAACACAAGAAGACCGUUCAAUGGACCGACAACGUGUGCGUUCCCUCUUUUUCCCCUCUCCGAACGAAGAGAACGUGUCGUUCUCUACUGAUCUGCAACGACCGUCCGGCUCACCCCAUGUGCCCGUCACUCUCGCUUCCACAGAGCAUUGCACCUGCGUAAACUCAACGAAAAGGGUGCGACGAAGCAACAGAUCAUCGAGUCGUUGCAAGGUCUGCCCGUCGUACGUCGACUGUUGGGAACACCUACGGGAGCCUUCGGUGGAACGAAUCUUCUGACAUGUCGGGCACCCUCAUUCUGUCGUCCAGCACCCCGCCAUGUUGCGAGGAGUGCAGACCGCCAAAGCUCGCACCGAAUCCAAGACUCGCUUCCUGUGCUUGUCUAACAGCAACAGCGUCUACAUCGACACCAUUCUCAAGGUACCUCGAGACACCGGCCUGACCGAGCUCCAAUCUCCGAGCUCAUUCAUGUUCCUCGAUCCCUAAACAUCCAACAGCACCACAACAUGGAGAACUUCUUUGAGGAAAUCAUCACGAACCCAGCAGAAUGGAAGGGAAAUCUCCUCGACUUGCGCCGACGAGUUGACCCGAACGGGCCUCAGCACGGCUGCAAAGUUGGCUGCAGCCCGAAUAUGUGCAAGGGUUCGUUGGGGCUAUGCCGAGAAUCAUGCGAAUAAUCAACAGAAGCUGAGAUGGCUUUGCAUACUACAGGCGCCGAGCUGGAUGCGUACAUGGCUCGCAGCGGAGGGUGGGAAUCGUACGACCGAGUCGUCUACGUUGGAGAUGGAGGCAAUGACUUUUGCCCGCUUUUGAGGCUGCGGAAGUGCGUUUACAAAGCUGAAGUAAUCCGGGCCGUAUCACGAGAAAUGCUGACAUACGUCAUCCUCGAUCCAACAGGGGUGAUGUUGCGCUGGUGAGGAUGUACCGUGAGCUGUCGAGGAGGAUUAUCAGCGAGAAGGAGACAAGCCCGUUGCAGUGCACUCCCGUGCCUUGGGGAGGUGCGUGGGAGGUCGAGAAAUGGUUGUUGGAGAACUAA
Messenger RNA from Microbotryum saponariae, 1221 nucleotides. NCBI's taxonomy places the organism in Eukaryota, Fungi, Basidiomycota, Microbotryomycetes, Microbotryales, Microbotryaceae. The record is from the annotation of a GenBank genome assembly.